This is a messenger RNA of Medicago truncatula (barrel medic), 849 nucleotides long. RefSeq names its product F-box/FBD/LRR-repeat protein At4g26340. The record is from RefSeq and is a predicted model, not a curated record. The transcript has 3 exons. Lineage: Eukaryota; Viridiplantae; Streptophyta; Magnoliopsida; Fabales; Fabaceae. The coding region runs from base 1 to 849 and encodes 282 amino acids.
AUGGACAAAGUUAUGUUGUCUCCACGUGCUCAAAGCAUUACUCUCAAAUCUCUUGAUCUCAGGUGUUGGUCUCAACUCUGGGAGGAUGAGCCUGAUGACUGGCUCGAAGCAGCAAAACGACGUGGCGUGGAGAAUCUCACUCUAGUCUUGUUCAAUGUUCAAUUGGCACCUAGCAUUUUCUGCUGUAAAACACUUAUGCAUCUGCAUUUGACGAGGAUACGUGUAGGCUCUAUGCUUCACUGUUCCGUUGAUCUUCCUUUGCUCGAAACCUUGAUUAUGUCUCAAAUUUCUUUCAAAGAUACUGAGGAUUUCAUGAAACUUCUUUUCGGGUGUCCAAAAUUGGAAUAUUUGAAUAUACAUGGAAUCAAAGCAAAUGGUACAAUUGUAGAAGCAAAUGCCGGUGUUCCAGAUGGAGGGUACUUUAAACACUUAUCCAAAUUGACUCGGGCUCGUAUCUCUUUAUUUAAUGUCCCGUUCACAGCAGUUUAUAAUGUCAAAUUUCUAAGUAUAUGGAUAGAACAAAAUCUUUCCAAUAAACAAAUCAAUACAUUUGAGAAAAGCCUUCCCGUGCUUGAAAACUUAAGGGAACUUCAACUAACUUGGUUCGGACGCAUUCAUAACUGGGAGGUGGUAGUGAAAAUGCUACAGAAUUGUCCCAUACUUCAAACUCUUACCAUUCUAAAGGCGGAGAAUUCAGCAAGCAUAGAGCAUUGGGAAUAUCCAGAUCAUGUUCCAGAAUGUGUUUCGUCUAAUCUAACAAAAUUUGAAGUUAUGCACUAUGAAGCUUGGGAAGCUGAUUUUCGAUUCGCAACAUAUAUUUUGCAGAAUGCGAGACUUUUGCAGAUAUGA